AUGGGUGGCGUUUUGCUUGUUCUUGUUUUUUCGACUUUCAGUCAUGUUCUUCAUUGCAAGCAACUACAGCAGCCCGAACCAACCCUCGUGUAUCCCGCGUUCCUCGAAGGCCGAGGGUUGUCCGGAAGUCGCGUCCUCAAGAUCAACGAGGACAUUACGCUAAACCUGAAGAAAAGUUCUGUCCUAGCCGACGAGUUUCUAGUGAGGAGCUACGUUGACGGCAUUCGCAAGCACACAUAUAUGAAUGGGUCUUAUCUAGAAGAGGACCUGUUCCAUGACGAGGAUGCAAUGGCAUCCGUCACCAUAUCGGAUGAGGAAGGGCUACAAGUGGAAGGAAUGAUCGGAAACAAGUUAAGAAUAGUGCCGGCGCUUGAGCAGGAACGGUCAUCUGAUGGCCGCGUUGCCCAUUGGCUACAUGAGAUUCCCGACUCACACGAAGGUCUUCACAAUGACUAUGUGAUGCCCGAGAGAUCCUACCAAAACGUUACAGAGCGUGCGGGGAAAUUUGAUGUCUACAAGGUCGAAAAAAUCUAUCCAGAAUUAUUUGUAAUAGUUGACUCAGUAUUUCGCCAUAAAUUCAAGACAGAGAAGGAAAUGCUCAAAUAUCUAUGGCGCACAUUCAAUGCGGUGAACUUAAGAUACCUGAGCAUUGACCAUCCGAAAGUGCAGUUUAAAUUUAGGGGACUAGAGAUACUUACGCGGGAAAAAGAAAGAUUCUUGAAAAUCAAGACUAACGUGCACAACGGAAUAGAUGGAGUACAGUCAGUGUACAACCUGAAGGAUUUCGUCAAUAAAAACAAGAAGGACUACGGUGUCUAUGACAUAGUCUACAUGGUCACUGGGAGGGACAUGUAUGUACAAGAAGACAAUGGCAAUAUGGGGUUCGCGUUUGUUGCAGCAGUGUGUGGAGAGAGAAAAGUGGGUUUAGGUGAAGACCAGGCCUACACUUAUAUAGGAGUGCGUGUCAUGACUCAUGAACUUGGACACGUAAUGGGAUGUCCUCACGACGGCGAUCCCGGACCCCCCGAACUUGGAGGUCCCGGAUCUAGAGACUGCCCUUUUGGCGACGGAUACCUCAUGAGCUACAACACGGACAAUCUCAACCAAUUCAGAUUCUCCAAGUGCUGUAACUACUUGAUGAGCCUCAUGUCCUGGUCGCCUCUAGGAAAAUGCCUCCACGAGAAAAACGCCAAAUCUACACUAGACAAACUGACUGCUAGGUUGCCCGGAGAGGUUGUGUCGAGAACAAAUCAAUGCAAGAUGGGAUUUCCAGACUUGUACGACACCUACUUCAUGGAGAAUAUGGGAGUUAAAAAUUGCGAAAUGCAGUGUUUUAUGCCGAGACGAGUAUACGGCUACGACACGCACUUAGGACUUUACGUAACAGAUGGCACACCAUGCAAUGACAAGGGAUAUGUCUGCAUCAACGGCGACUGCCGGAAGAAAGAAAAGAAAUAUUACAACUAAGUUGAAAAAGUAUAAUCAAAAUAUAUUUGGACGACGAAUUUUGAUUCUUUACCUGGUGUGAUUCACCCAUGAAAAUAGCAUGUUUCAGAUAUUAUAAGAAUUUAGAAAAUAAAAAAAAAUAAUUGAAGCGGUA
Messenger RNA from Ixodes scapularis (black-legged tick), 1600 nucleotides. RefSeq names its product venom metalloproteinase antarease-like TtrivMP_A. Gene Ontology annotation, molecular function: metalloendopeptidase activity. NCBI's taxonomy places the organism in Eukaryota, Metazoa, Arthropoda, Arachnida, Ixodida, Ixodidae. Bases 1 to 1467 code for a protein of 488 amino acids. The record is from RefSeq and is a predicted model, not a curated record. Gene Ontology annotation, biological process: membrane protein ectodomain proteolysis. The transcript has 14 exons.